AUGUCACCUUCUCGGCCUCUCGAGCCGAUUGCAAUCGUCGGAAUGGCAUGCAGGUUACCAGGAGAUGUUAACAGCCCCGAAGAUUUCUGGGGUCUCUUGAUUGACGGUCGAGAUGGCUAUUCUGACUUUCCUUACACGAGACUAAACAUUUAUGCAUGGUUUGAUCAAGACGCCGCCCGUUCAGGAUCUUUUGUCAGCAAAGGAGGAUUUUUCCUAGAGGAUGAUCUCGACAGCUUCGACAAUGAUUUCUUCAAGAUCUCAGCUGUUGAGGCUUCUACCAUGGAUCCUGCUCAAAAGCAAAUGCUCGAGGUCGCCUAUGAAGCUUGUGAAAGAGCUGGAGUGUCAUUGGCCCAUUGA
This is a messenger RNA of Bipolaris victoriae FI3, 357 nucleotides long. RefSeq lists its product as hypothetical. Gene Ontology annotation, molecular function: fatty acid synthase activity. The record is from RefSeq and is a predicted model, not a curated record. Lineage: Eukaryota; Fungi; Ascomycota; Dothideomycetes; Pleosporales; Pleosporaceae. Gene Ontology annotation, biological process: fatty acid biosynthetic process. Bases 1 to 357 code for a protein of 118 amino acids. The transcript has 2 exons.